GGGGGAGAAAGAGAGAGAGAGAGAGAGAGAAACAGGAAAAAAGUGAGUGAAGAGGGUACACAGUAAAGAGGGAGAGAAAAAGAAGGAGAUGAAAUAAAUUGAACGAGGAGAAAGCUAGAAGUUGUUGCCUGUUUCCUCUUAUACACCUGUCCUCGUUUACCUGGUUCGCCCCGCCCCGACCAAUAGCCAGUCGACCGAUUUGUGACGUAGUUGUUGGGCACCAAGCUCCCAUGGUGGGGGGUUAAAGUACCAGGAGUUGCGGACCACGUUGGUACACAAAAGAGGCGGGGGUGGGGGUGGAAGUAGUGGUGGCAGAAAGGGGCACCCGGUCCGAACUGUUCUGCUCAGCCAAAGGAACACCAAAACCAUCCUCGCAUUUCCCACCACUGGGUCGUUGCGGGAAAACGUUCCCGAAAUUAAUUUUUUCGCUCAUAAAAAAAAAAAAAUUUACAAAACUCUUUCAUCGAAAUUGUGUUUUGUGAACGCGAUCGGUAGUGAUUUCUCUGCUUUUUCAGGAGCAAUUUUUUGGAUUACAGUUAGCAGUCUUUCUUGCUAAUAAAGAGAUGUUUUUUUUGUGAUUUAAUAGAGUGAUGUGAGAAAUGUAGACACAACGCCAGGGGGUGAAGGAUUAAGAGAUAGGUAAAAGUUUGGAUGUUUAAAAAAAAAGGGAAAUUUGAGUGAGAAGUGAAAAUUGUGGAUUAGGGGGUGAAAUUGGGGGUGGCUUGAAAUUACGAAGUUGGGAAGGUCAGAGUGCGCAAGGGUGUGAUGCCCUGGUUAUGGUUAGGCGUGAGUGAGGUCAGUGGCAAGAGGAGGAGGUGGUCGACGGACCGCGAUUGGCGAAAGAAUAAGAAGCUGGUAGCAUCAUCAGCGGCGUCGUCGUCAUCAUCAUUCACGACCCUUAACGUAGUGCAGAGUGCAGCCACCGCGCGGUACCACGAGGUCCGUGAUUAUGGUGUGUAAUCGUGUCCUGGUAGCAAGGCCGGCGUACUUGCACCAGGUGAGUGGCUCCAGGCUGCAGUUUCCGCGUUAUCUGAGAAUUGUGCUUGUGCUCGUCAUCCUCGGGAUACCGAGUCCGGGCAAUAAUCUUGUCCUGGCCUGCGGUCCCGGCAGGGGUGGAGGUCGCAGGCCAACCCUUCGCAAACUCACGCCCCUUGUUUUUAAGCAACAUGUGCCCAAUGUCAGUGAGAACACCCUUCCGGCAAGUGGGCUCAGCGAAGGUCGCGUGUCUAGACACGAUUCCAGGUUUCGGGAUUUAGUGCCAAACUAUAACACCGACAUUAUCUUCAAGGAUGAGGAGGGCACUGGAGCCGAUCGUCUCAUGACCCAGAGGUGCAAAGAGAAGCUGAACACUUUAGCAAUAUCAGUGAUGAACCAAUGGCCAGGAGUAAAAUUACGUGUAACAGAGGGUUGGGACGAGGAGGACAAACAUGCCACGGACUCUCUUCAUUACGAAGGACGAGCAGUCGACGUUACCACCAGUGAUCGCGAUCGUUCCAAGUACGGCAUGCUGGCAAGACUGGCUGUCGAAGCUGGAUUCGAUUGGGUCUACUACGAAUCCAGAUCACACAUCCACUGUUCUGUUAAAUCUGAAUCAUCAUCAGCGGGCAAAUCGGGAGGUUGCUUCCCCGGCAAGAGCAUAGUGAGGACAAAGGAGGGUACCAAAAAGAGAUUAGACGAACUGAAGAUCGGCGAAGAAAUUGCGUCGCUCAAUUCGAACGGCGACAUUGUCUACAGUGAAGUAAUAAGCUUCAUGGAUCGACAGCCAACCGAGAAGAGGCAAUUCAUUCAACUCACAACUGCCACGGGUAAAGUUUUAACCUUGACACCAUCACAUCUUCUGCCAGUCGAGGGAAAAUCGAUCAUCUUUGCCGCGAGGGUUGAAGUUGGCGAUAAAAUAUUGGUGAGGGAUUCCGAUGAAGCAGAAAAUAUGGUGCACGAUGCUCUUCGUUACGACAGGAUAAUUGAAGCGAAACUCGUUCUAGAGGAAGGUGUUUUCGCCCCAUUAACUAAUGAAGGAACAGUUCUCAUUGAUGACGUUGUUGCUUCGUGUUACGCCUUAAUCGAAAGCCAAACUAUAGCCCAUUACUCAUUCCUCCCUUACAGACUCUGGAGUUAUGUAACGUCCGGUGUCAGUAGGUUCGCCAGAUUCAUCAUUGAAUCUGUUAAGAGAGAGCCGGAAGUCAGAGCAUCGGUAACCACGGAAUUGAAUUCGAUACGGGAACAACCGGAAGGUGUUCUUUGGUACGCUUCUAUGCUGUAUACCUUGUCCGCAUACGUAGUUCCUUCAAAUAUGAUGUACUGAAGAAUAUUAUUGAUUCCAACGUGUAAAUUUAGAAACGUGAAAGACUGUUAGAUAUUUUAUAGGAAAAUAGUGAACACGACCUCUUCCUUAACAGAAAUUUCUGUUUAAUAUUAUAUUAUUAUUAUAUAUACAUUAUUUUAUGUGAUGUUAUUUAAAUUCGCCCUACAAUCAUACAUAUAUAUAAUUACAAUCGCUCAAUCCUUUUUUUUUAUUAAAUUAUACGUAUAUUGACGUAAAAAUAUGUACCCAGUGUAAAAAGAUCUCUUAUUUUGAAGGCGGAAAGAACUGCAAAUAGAUUCACAGCAAAUGUUCUAUUAAAAUAGUUUGCUUCUCUUUCAUUCUUAACUAGAACAAAAAGAGCUUUGCAUCGAUUUUGUAGAGCAAAAUUUUCUCUUACUUUCUUGCGACAAUGUUUCUCUAAAAUUUUGAACGUUCAAAUAAACGAAUUUUUUUCCCAGUGUUUACAAAAAUUACUAUGAAAAAUGGAAAUGUUAAAUUAAAUUCAACAUUUAUUUAGUUAAAAAUUUAUUUUUCUCUUAAUAUUUAUUCACAGUCUCAAUUUGAUAUCCUUAGAGAAACUGUAUUAAUAUAAUACUUAAAAGUAGUAACAAAAAUUUUGCUUAUUUAUACGUUCAAAACUUUAAAAACAUACAAUUUUCAAAAAGUUCUUUAUUGAAUUUCUAAACGUAUUUUAUAUUUUAUAAUUUACACUGCUACAUACUGCUUCUAAGACAAUUUGGUCUUAAAAUCCGUAAAAAGCGCAAUUUGACUUAAAAACAUAGCUUUCUUAAAUUAAGGCUCAAGAUUUUUAUUUCAAUUUUUUAUUUUUUUGCUCAUUUACAGAAAUGUAAAUGAAUUAAGAUUCUUGGAAUUUUCCAAGUUAUUUAUAACUUAAUUUAUUUUUAAACAAUUUAAUUUCAGUAGCAUCUUAAAAUAAGAUUCUUUUUUACUGUGUAUUAACUCACUAAAUCUGAAAAAGUGAAAAUUCACUUAGAAUAUGUCAAAAGUCUUUUCCACAAAAAUCAAUACAAAAAUUCAAUAAAAAUUAAAAUAUAAAAAUAUU
Messenger RNA from Leptopilina heterotoma, 3365 nucleotides. RefSeq names its product sonic hedgehog protein A (gene hh). Gene Ontology annotation, biological process: protein autoprocessing; multicellular organism development; cell fate specification. The transcript has 3 exons. Gene Ontology annotation, molecular function: patched binding; calcium ion binding. NCBI's taxonomy places the organism in Eukaryota, Metazoa, Arthropoda, Insecta, Hymenoptera, Figitidae. The record is from RefSeq and is a predicted model, not a curated record. Bases 950 to 2302 code for a protein of 450 amino acids.